AUGGCUGAACAUUGGAAAUCAGCACCGCGCUACUGGUGCAAGCAGUGUAAGAUCUUCAUUCGCGACACACCCUUCGAAAAGACCCAACACGAAGCAAGCCCCAAACAUCAAGGCAGCCUCAAGCGCUUCCUCAGACAAAUCCACAAAGACAAUGAACAACAACAGAGAGAUUCACAACGCGCGAAAAGCGAGGUUGAGCGAUUACGACAGGCCGUCGGCGGCGGGUCCGUGUCGGACAAGGACGCCGCACCGCCAUGGAAACGAAACACGCAGCCAGCCCCAAAGCCCGCAGAACGCCCCGCUACAUUAGAAGAGCGAAAGAAACAGAUUGCACAGCUUGCAGAAAUGGGAGUUGCUGUUCCUGAAGAAUUCCGCCGUGAUAUGGCCUUGGCCGGAGAUUGGCAGACCAUAUCCGAGACAAAGAUCGAAGCCACGCAGGGAAUCGAUGGCCCCACAAAGUCAGUUGGAGUGCGGAAGCGCAAACACGAAGGUGAGGAAGAGGAGGACGACGAACAUGCCCCAGAACCAAUCGUGAACAAGGGCUGGGGCUCGAGGAUGAAGCAAUACCCCGGCGCGAAGGAUGACGAGGACCUGGACGACCUGCUCGCAUCCACUAAAGACAUCAGGAGAACGAAAACUUUUACGCCAAAAGUUGAACUCGAAGGACAGGAAACUACCACCGAGGAAGCCGAUGCUACUGCUAAGUCUACCGCUAAGAAGGAAGACGAGCCUAUCAAGCCGGAGACUCAAGAGACCACCACAACCGAGGUCAAGACCGAAGAACCUGCGCAGGUUGCAGAGCCGGCCGAAGAGAAACCACAGAACGAAGACGCUACACCCGGAGUUGUUUUCAAGAAGCGCAAGCCUAAAACAAUGAGAAAAUGA
This is a messenger RNA of Penicillium canescens, 885 nucleotides long. Its product is annotated as putative formin binding protein. Bases 1 to 885 code for a protein of 294 amino acids. Gene Ontology annotation, molecular function: zinc ion binding; RNA binding. NCBI's taxonomy places the organism in Eukaryota, Fungi, Ascomycota, Eurotiomycetes, Eurotiales, Aspergillaceae. The transcript has 2 exons. The record is from RefSeq and is a predicted model, not a curated record. Gene Ontology annotation, cellular component: precatalytic spliceosome. Gene Ontology annotation, biological process: mRNA splicing, via spliceosome.